AUGCCCACACAUUCAUCACAUUAUACAAUUGUCUCGUUAGAAGCAAUCUGGAAUAAACAUCAAACUCAGCUAUUUGGAAAUAGAAAACGAUCCAAUUUAGACACUUUGGGAAUGAGAAGAUGUUUUACCGACAUGAAGUUCAUGACAAAAUCAUUCAAUAACAUCAUUGAGUCACAAACUUACCUGCCACACUUUAAUUCAAUGCCGAUCACAACAACAAGAAAUCAAAACACUGAUCAGAUUGAGUUUUUUUCUACGCUGCUGGAAUGUAAAUUGGAGGAUGGAGUAACAUGGAGCUUGCCUCCAGGUUGCAUUAACCAGCAGUCUUUUUCUCAAUCAAAUAAUAUUGACAAACUUAAAAUAUCAUUAAGUAACUAA
Clunio marinus is the source of this 378-nucleotide messenger RNA. NCBI's taxonomy places the organism in Eukaryota, Metazoa, Arthropoda, Insecta, Diptera, Chironomidae. The record is from the annotation of a GenBank genome assembly.